Spodoptera frugiperda (fall armyworm) is the source of this 669-nucleotide messenger RNA. RefSeq lists its product as uncharacterized. The record is from RefSeq and is a predicted model, not a curated record. Lineage: Eukaryota; Metazoa; Arthropoda; Insecta; Lepidoptera; Noctuidae. The coding region runs from base 1 to 669 and encodes 222 amino acids. The transcript is spliced from 2 exons.
AUGGCUACCAGCGAAGAAUUCUGCGACGCCCACGGCGUAACCACAGUGAAGAGCGACGUGGCGACGAUAUCCCUGCCCGCAAGAUUGCCACAAUUUUGGCGGCAAAAUCCCCGCCUCUGGUUUGCGCAAUUCGAGGCAGCCGUCGCCGCCAGCAAGAUAGGAGAGGAGCAGAAAUUCAACCUCGUCGUACCACUGCUCGGCAACAGCGACCUAGAACAGAUCGCCGACAUCAUUCUGAACCCCCCAGCUACCGGUAAGUACAGUACGCUAAAGGAACGGCUAAUCUCCACGUACCAAGAAUCUAACCAUCGCCAGCUACAGAAACUACUCAGUGGUCUCGAGCUCGGCGACCAGAAGCCCAGUCAACUACUCCGCAAGAUGCGUGACCUCAGCGGCAAACUCCUGUCCGACGAAGCUCUCAAAGUAAUGUGGUUGAAUCAACUCCCUACACAAGUACGCGCCGUAAUCUCCGUAAACACCGAGUCGUCACUUGAAAUGCUAGCCGCCAUGGCUGACAAAAUGAUGGAGCACUUCGAGCCUACUUCCAUCAACGCAGUCUCAACAACCACAACAGCGUCAAAGCGCGGGAAACUACCGCCGCUACUCGCGCUUCCCACAUCGCAACCGUUCACGCUCGCAAUCACGAUCCAGACAGCGUGGGCAGAGUAG